Bolinopsis microptera is the source of this 3652-nucleotide messenger RNA. RefSeq names its product adhesion G protein-coupled receptor E2-like. Gene Ontology annotation, cellular component: plasma membrane. Lineage: Eukaryota; Metazoa; Ctenophora; Tentaculata; Lobata; Bolinopsidae. The coding region runs from base 96 to 3563 and encodes 1155 amino acids. Gene Ontology annotation, biological process: cell surface receptor signaling pathway; adenylate cyclase-activating G protein-coupled receptor signaling pathway. The transcript has 11 exons. Gene Ontology annotation, molecular function: G protein-coupled receptor activity; protein binding. The record is from RefSeq and is a predicted model, not a curated record.
UUCUCAAUCAUUCCCUAUUGUUUCAAUUUCAGCUGCGAUUGCUAAAUGGUCGUGUUGUUGAAAGGAACUUUGAUUAUAACUCAUGAUCUGCCAACAUGAUUGGAUCUAUGAUCAAUAACAUGGCUUGCUACUUUGUUAUACACUUUGUGAUUUUCAAUAUCAUUUAUCUUCCACUCCUCGCUACUCAAGAAAGAGAAAGACUAGCUGGUGAGAUUGUACCAGUACGCGCUGAACAGUCCGGAGCUGCGUGGGCUAAACAGGAGCAGCACGGGGCUUCCAACGCUAUUGACUUGGACCCGGAGACCAAUGCCAUACCUGUACUAAUAGCAGGCGGAGGUACCAACCCUUGGUUUAAGGUAUUCUUUGAUCAGGUGCACUGUAUUCAGCAGGUUUUGUUCUUCACAAGGAGCCCAUAUGUAGGGACAUGGACAUGCUCGGGCAGGACAUGCGAGUGUAAGGGUUCUUACACUUUCUGCCGUCUUUACACCGCAACAGUCAGUACCGCUACUGAGCAAGCUCAUGUGUCAUCAGAACUGAUUCGUCCGGAAUGUAUAUACGGAGACAUUAUCACCAUUAAUGUGAAGAGCAGUGCUUGGGUACUGCCAGUUCGCGAGAUUGCUGUUAUAGGACUAAGAAAAGAAGAUCAAAUUCUUCCCACAAUUACGCCCCCGCCUACGACAGCAACUACUGAUGUGCUAAUUGUUGGAAGUACCGAGAGUUCAGAGACUAAACCACAAUCAACAACAUCAGCAGUGUUGGAUCAAGGAUCAACGACAACAGAAUCUCUGGCUGCUCUUACAUUCUCAUGCUUGGCUGGAAACUACAUGACGGAUAGUGGAUGUCAGCAAUGCGGAGAGAACACUUUCAGUGCUGCUGGAGCUUCUUCUUGUACAAAUUGUUCAGAGCACAUGGUUUCUGCAGCUGGAUCUACAUCAGAGGACGACUGUUCCUUCGCACCAUGCUCGGCCGGAAACUACAUGACGGAUAAUGGAUGUCAACAAUGUGGAGACGACACCUUCAGUGCUGCUGGAGCUUCUUUUUGUUCCGGUUGUCGUGAGGGCAUGGUUUCUGCAGCUGGAUCUACAUCAGAUGAGGAUUGUUUCUUUGCACCAUGCUCGGCUGGAAACUACAUGACAGACAUUGGAUGUCAGCAAUGUGGAGAGAACACUUUCAGUGCUGAGGGGGCUUCUUCUUGUACAAAUUGUUCAGAGCACAUGGUUUCAGCAACAGAAUCUACAUCAGAGGACGACUGUUCCUUCGCUCCAUGCUUGGCUGGAAGCUACAUGACAGACAAUGGGUGUCAACAGUGUGGAGAGAAUACGUUCAGUACUGAUAAUGAUUCUUCUUGUACAAGUUGUCCUGAGGAUAUGGUGUCUACUGCUGGAUCUAGAUCAGAGGAGGAUUGUUUCUUUGCACCAUGCUCGGCUGGAAACUACAUGACAGACAUUGGAUGUCAACAAUGUGGAGAGAACACUUUCAGUGCUGAUGGAGCUUCUUCUUGUACGAGUUGUCCUGAGGGCAUGGUUUCUGAAGCUGGAUCUACAUCAGAUGAUUGUUUCUUUGAAGAAUGCCCUGCCGGUCAGUACAGAAGCUAUAAUAUGACUACAUGUGCAAACUGCAGAGUAAACACUGUCAGUGAAGUCGGUUCAACAGAGUGCACUACCUGCCCGGCUGGUUCCGAAGCUAAUGCUAACUUUACUAGUUGUAGUUGUACACUUGGAUGGCAUUCUACUAACGGAGAUCGGCCGCCCUGCAGAAGAUGUGAACGUUUGGACAGCUGUCAGUCCAAAACAUCUGAAUACAUGGACAUUUUAAACGGGGCAUUCAAAUCUGGCAAUAUCCAAGGUGUUAUAAAUGGGUUCAAUGUUAUCGUGAAUUCAGAUGUUUCCCUGUCACCAGAAAAUGCCCAACAAUUAAUACAAUUAUUGUCAUCCAUCAAACAUCUCUUGAAAAAUGCUUCAACAAACAUUGAGGGACUUAGUACAGCAAUUAUGGAGAUAAUUGAAAUCGUUAAAAACAGUAAACCCGAAUUUAGCAACGAGAAAAAGAAUUCUGAAAUUAUAGAGAUUAUCGAAGCCGUGUCAAUGACGUUAAAAGAGGGCAGUAAUAUCACGACAGCUUCAAUGUUGGCAAAGUCAAUCGUUUCACAGAGAGAAGGGGUAAAGUUAGAUGCUCCGAAAGCCGUACCAAAAGUGAAUCUUCCUGUAAGAAUUAACUUUGGGACCCAAGAAGGACAGAGGGCUAACGUGGUUGUAAUGGAUGAAUCUUUCAAAGACAUUCUGCCAAAACCUCAAGGUAUCAACGACACUAUCGGUUCUCCGAUCGUGUCAGUAAACUUCAUGAACACUCAAAAAGUACCCAAAUCCUCAUUCUCACUGACAUUCCAGCUAAAGCAAUACCCAGAGCACGAAGGAUACACUAUGGAAAGUCAGUGUGUCUAUUUAAACACUACAACUGACGAAUGGAUGACUAACGGUUGCACAACCAUUAUCAACAAAGACGAAACCUGCACCUGCAACUGUUCUCACACAACAAGCUUUGCUAUUCUGAUGAGCCCAACAAAAAUAACCGAUACUGAUACACAAGAGCUGGUCAGCUAUAUCGUAGGAUUGAUAAAUAUAAUGUUCCUCUCGCUGACAUUCUGCCUGGUAGCUCCUUUCAAGAAGCUGAGGAAUAAACAGCUGGUGGCAAUCCAACUCAGCUUAAUCUUAACUCUGAUACUUGGGCACGUAUCCUUCGCCUCACUUUCCGCUUCCGCCCGAAUAACUGUGGACGCAUCGGGAGAUCCUCUUUUGUCUUUAAACACCGGAUGUGUGGCAGGAGUAACCCUGACUCAGUACUUCUUUCUCUCCGCUUUCUUCUGGAUGGGUUGCAUUGCUUGGACCUUCUUCAAAAAGAUCGCGAACGCAAUCAAGACUUUUGGAAAUACGGAUAAAUAUUACUUUCACAAGUGCGCUGUAAUCAGUUGGGUUUGUCCAGCAGUUUUCCCAGUUGCAGCAUUACUUCUGUUCAAAGUCCAGAACAAGGACGGAUACACCAUGCCUUACGUCGGAGCAAGCAAAGAAAACGGAACAAGCUGUUGGGUUGAAAAUCCAUGGAGAUACAUCGGGUUCCUAGCACCUGGAUACCUGAUCUUACUGUUCAAUUGCGUGUGCUUUGGUAUGGUGGCGAGAGUGAUUAUCAAAUCAGCGAGACUUGGUAAAGGAAAUACAAAUGUAAUAAAGGCAGCGAGGGCUAUGAUGGUAGUUGCAGUGUCAGUAGGGCUACCUUGGAUCGUUAUUGGGCUAGCUGUGGGCCCUGUAGCUUUCAGAGCCUUCGUGCAAUAUCUGUUCAUCGUUCUAUCGGGCAUGCAGGGUCCUCUUUUAUUCAUAGCCAUGAUAAUUUUCCAAGAUGAGGCCACAGAAAGUAUCAGAAAGUCGAUCAAUGAGAAAAAGCAACUUUUUUCUGAGAUGAAGCAAUCGACGUCGGCCUACAUCACUUAUCCGACCACAACUUCUAAAAACGUUUCUUUUAAGAGAGGAGACACCAAGUUAAGGGCAAUUGAUGAGGACCUAGAGGAGUAAAAGAGAGAGGAAAUAUGCGAGGUACGCUUUGGACACAUGCCGGGACUUUACUAACAUAAGGACGAGUGUAACAUUCAACAAAAUACAUU